Ctenocephalides felis (cat flea) is the source of this 629-nucleotide messenger RNA. Its product is annotated as GATA zinc finger domain-containing protein 10-like. The transcript has 3 exons. Bases 31 to 561 code for a protein of 176 amino acids. NCBI's taxonomy places the organism in Eukaryota, Metazoa, Arthropoda, Insecta, Siphonaptera, Pulicidae. The record is from RefSeq and is a predicted model, not a curated record.
UCCUAAUCCACAUGUUACUGACAACCUGGUAUGAAUGCAGGUAUGAAGCCUGGAUCAAAUAGAAUGCAGAUUCCUAACAUACUACAACAACAAGGACAGCAGCAAGGUCAUCAAGGAAUGGGAGGUAAUCAAAUGAAUGUUCAACAACAACAGUGGUUCAAGCAACAGAUGAUGUUGCAACAACGACAACAGCUGCAACAACAGCAGCAGCAGCAGGGCGGAACUUUGCUGCUCCACCAUAUCCACAGCAAAGGUCGCGAGGGCAACUGCCUGCACAGCUUGGAGGAGUUGGCUCUUACCAGAAUGCUUUUCCAACUGAACAACAAUACAAUAUGCAAGGGAAUGAAACCAGUUCCUCCACAAACUCCUUCACCACAAGGCAUGAUGGGCCCACCAACUCACAAUGCAAUUCAACAACAACUAAUGCAACAACAGCAAGCUGUUCGAUCGCCGCCUCCAAUUCGUUCUCCCCAGCCAACACCUUCUCCUAGAGCUGUACCUUCAGCUUCCCCACGGGGGGCACCAACAGCAGCCUUCUCCUUCACCUCAUGCCAUGCUUAAUCCUACACAUUCACCUGCCCCAUCUAUUCAAUCUAACCAAUCAGAUCUCACUGACCUACCAGGUAUGA